AUGGAGGUGUUGCCGCCAGAGGUGUGGGUGGACAUACUGGGGUGGGUAGAUGGCGCUGCCGAUGUCGUGCGCUUUGGCCUGACGUGCCGCGCUGCCAACGUGCUCGCCACCGACCCCUCCCUGUGGCGCACCCUCUGCCCUCGUCUCCUUUUCCCCUCCUGCGCUGGCCAGGUGCGACGCGCAGUGGAGGCCCAAGCGGGCGUCGAGAGGGCCAAGGUGGCGGCAGCUGUGGCUCGAACACCGCCGGCCGAGUCUGCGCUGUGCGGUCUUGGGCGCCGUCGAUAG
This is a messenger RNA of Acanthamoeba castellanii str. Neff, 285 nucleotides long. RefSeq lists its product as uncharacterized. The record is from RefSeq and is a predicted model, not a curated record. The transcript has 3 exons. Bases 1 to 285 code for a protein of 94 amino acids. Gene Ontology annotation, molecular function: protein binding. Lineage: Eukaryota; Discosea; Longamoebia; Acanthamoebidae.